Messenger RNA from Hypomesus transpacificus, 1852 nucleotides. It is a transcript of the gene rab31, whose product is annotated as RAB31, member RAS oncogene family. Gene Ontology annotation, molecular function: GTPase activity; GTP binding. The record is from RefSeq and is a predicted model, not a curated record. NCBI's taxonomy places the organism in Eukaryota, Metazoa, Chordata, Actinopteri, Osmeriformes, Osmeridae. The transcript is spliced from 7 exons. Bases 163 to 747 code for a protein of 194 amino acids.
GGUUGGCUUCAACUGGUUUCCGUUAUGGUUGGAAUGAUGAUCAGUCUGUCGUAGAGUUUGGGUGUCUCCUUUUUUAAGAAAAAUAUUUUUGCUGUAAGCAUGUGGACACAAAAGUUUUGAAAAUAUAUUGAAGAGAUAUGUGAGUAGCAGUAGCCUUCUAUAAUGGCAAUAAGGGAACUUAAAGUCUGUCUUUUAGGGGAUACAGGAGUGGGAAAGUCCAGUAUUGUAUGUCGUUUUGUUCAAGAUCAUUUUAGCCACAACAUAAGUCCCACAAUAGGGGCAUCAUUUUUAACGAAAACGGUGCCAUGUGGAAAUGAACUUCACAAAUUCCUUAUCUGGGACACAGCAGGACAAGAAAGGUUUCACUCACUGGCCCCAAUGUACUACAGAGGUUCAGCUGCUGCUGUCAUUGUCUAUGACAUCACCAAACUGGACUCUUUCCAGACACUGAAGAAAUGGGUGAAGGAGCUGAAGGAACAUGGUCCUGAGGACAUUGUUGUAGCGAUAGCAGGGAACAAAAAUGAUCUGGGAGACAUCAGGGAAGUCCCUAUGAAGGAAGCCAAGGACUUUGCCGAGUCAAUUGCAGCAAUUUUCAUCGAGACUAGUGCCAGAAAUGCUAUUAAUGUCGAGGAACUCUUUCAGAAAAUCAGUCGACAGAUCCCUCCCCUGGAGAAUCCUGAGGUAGACAGUAACGAAUCCUUUAAACUGAGCCGACAGCCUCCUUCCUCAACAAAGCGCUGUUGCUAGUAAAACCAGGAAUGGCCAGUGAGACGUCUGGCUUCAGGAACAUGUCUUCCUCUUCACUUUGACACAAGAUCGACUGUGCCUGCAGUCACCCCUAGGGAAGGAUUGGAGGGGAAGACCUGGACCCGAUUGAAAUAUUUUACUAUUUGAUUGACCAACUUUAUGUAGGGCUAUUUGUCUCCCUCUAGUGUUGGAGGGAGAGCAAGAGGUUAUCCUUAAAUACAAUUGUAAUUUCUGCGUUUCAGAGGCUGUAUUAUAACCAUGCAUACAGUGACAUGAGUAAUCACGUCUUAAUGACAUUCUCCAAAUUCUCAAAUGAUGACUUUAGCAAAAAUUUGCAAAAAGAUCAUUGUAGUUUAAAUGGAUUUAACAAGACUACUUUGAUUUGGUCAAAGGUGGUUAUGAUUAUGUACACAUUUAUGUCCGGAACAUGUUUUUAGUCUUAAGCAGUGUAGAUCAAGUGAUUGCACUGUGGUUCAAGACAUUACUCAAAUUAAUUUGGUCUUUGCAGAUAUCUUUCUCUGUUCAACUGCAAAAAGUGAUACACAUUAGUCUAUAAAGCACAUCUCAUGUACCUUGAGUCUAAAAUAUGCUUAAGGUGUGUAGUGAAAGGGACUUGUAUUUCAAUGGCUUCCAUUUUGUUACAAUGGAAUCACAACGCAAACUUUUAAGUUUGUAACACAUGCCGUGGUUGUGAAUUCUGAAAAAUACAUUCCCAGUAAACGAAGUACAUGUCCAUCCGGAGAGGAGGCUCAAUUUGUUUAUCUGGCACUUUACAACUUCGGAAUACUUUUUUUUUGGGUAAGUAGAGUACACUUUAAAUUAAAAUAUUUGAGGUUCAGCAUUGCUUUUUUAUUAAAAUGUUUACACUUUUUACUCAAAUGUAUUUUAUAAUGUGUUUUUUUCUAGAUUGUUGUAAUACAAUUCUAGAAGUGACAUUUUGCAUGUGAUCAACUAAUACUCAGAUGCAGGUUUAUCAUCUGACUUGACAAUUCUGACUAAGAUAAUUUAGCAAAACAUUUGAUUGCUUUUUAAUGUAAGAUGACAAGUGCCAUUGUUCUUUUCUUUUUACUUAUGUAAAUAAAUCAUAUUAAACAGCUGAGUAGGA